UCUAGAUAUUCUAUGGACAUCUUUUGAACAUGUGUGUUGUUAGGAAAAUAAGAAUGACUUGAAAUCGCGGAUCUUAUACAUUAUUCAUCGUUUUGUACAUACUUUCUGUGGUCUUAGUACCUUCAUAAAAUUUACAGUUAUAUCGAAUCAAUAUGGCCGCAAAACAGAUUGCAGUAGAUCCCACGAAAUUAAAAAUAAAUAAUUCGACGAGGCCGGAGAGGAUUCUAUUGUUUAGCGGCAAGAGGAAGUCUGGAAAGGAUUACAUCACCGAUAAUUUGCAUCAAAGGAUUGGCUCGCAAAGGAGUAUAAUUAUACGAUUAUCAGGACCCAUAAAAACACACUGGGCGAAAUCUUUGAAUCUUGAUAUCAACCAAUUACUGGCAGAUGGAGAGUACAAGGAAAAAUAUCGACUUGAGAUGGUUAAAUGGGGAGAGAAUAUGCGAAGGAAAGAUUAUGGCUACUUUUGUCGUGCUGCUAUUGAUAUGUAUGAUGCAUGGAAUAAGUCAGUGUGGAUAAUAAGCGAUGUCAGGAGAAAAACUGACAUCAAGUGGUUUAUAGAAAAUUUUGGAGAUUUAUGUAAAAAUAUACAUAUAGUUUGCUCUGAAGAAGUUAGACAGAAACGUGGCUGGAUCUUUACAACAGGUAUAGAUGAUUCAGAAACAGAAUGUGAUUUAGACGACGUGAAUAAUUGGGAUUUAUUGUUGGAGAACAAUAACAAUAGCGAUAUAGAAGCUAUACUGCAACAGUUAUUAGGACUAGUUAGUUAGCAGGAACUUUUUUAUUCUGUUAAAUGCACAAUAAACAAUGUUUUAUUACUUUGUUUCCUUGAGUGAUGAAAUUUUUAUAAGAUUAUUAUUAAUAGUCUAAUA
Molecule: messenger RNA, 869 nt
Organism: Camponotus floridanus (Florida carpenter ant)
Lineage: Eukaryota; Metazoa; Arthropoda; Insecta; Hymenoptera; Formicidae
Gene: Pmvk
Product: probable phosphomevalonate kinase
Exons: 4
Coding region: 153-767 (204 amino acids)
Biological process (GO): cholesterol biosynthetic process; isopentenyl diphosphate biosynthetic process, mevalonate pathway
Cellular component (GO): cytoplasm
Molecular function (GO): phosphomevalonate kinase activity
Source: RefSeq, a predicted model, not a curated record